GAGGCCAUGAUAACAUGGAUUUAAGUACUUGGGAGCCUGAAACAGAAAGGAGUGGUUGUUUUUUUAUUUUACUUUUUGUUUUUUUUCAAGUAAUCAAAGGUGAAAAUAGUGCGGAGCAGAAAGCCCGAGUGGCUCUCUCUCUCUCUGUCUCUGCCACUCCUCACCGGGGGUUCGGGCUGUUGAAAGGAACCGUGGCAGGGGCUGCUAAUGCCACAUGAUCUAGGGUGGACUUACACCUCCGGCCCUCGCUCGCUACAGGACACAGCGACGUUGGCUUUAGCAAAUGAUUUGAGAUGAAAUAUUUUGCUCCAUGGAUCUUGUUACGUUAACUUGGACUUUGUGGGGGUGUCCAAAGGGAUUCCUGAGGUACGGUGCGUUUUCUUUCUAUUCUCGGAUAAAGUCUAUUUUUAGGCAACUCUUUUUGCCAGAGCACAUUAGUGGGAUAUCGUUAAUUAGCAAAGGAAGCAAAUCCAGAGUCUAAUGUUUUCUUUGAUCAAUGACUACGGUGUUCCAUUUUUAUUUAUUUUUUUUACAUUAUGAAUGUCGGACUUCUAAAUAUGACUUGAAGUCCGAAAAGGACCCAAGUAGACUUUUGCUGAUCUGACAUUCUAUUCAAUAAUAACAACUUGAAAAUGAUUGGGAAAAGUUGUAAACGUUAAAAAGAGGGCACAAAUCUUUUUUAAGGGCGUUCCUACCAACCUGCCCCUUAAUUACACACUUAAAAAUGCCCCUGACUGUAGUUUUAGGUGUAAAACCACAGACCAGUAGCUGCGCCAUAAUGGGUGUAGUGACUUCUUCACUGCUUGUAUCAUCACAUCCUGAAGAGUGCCCGGUGCAACAGCCCAGGUCAACCUGCCUUGCCUCUACUUCCCCUGAGGCCAGAGAUAUCUGAACCGAGUUUUUCAGAAAAGGCCCUCAAUAACUGCAACCUGUCCUGAUAACCAGAGAAAUUGCCUGAUAAAAAAGUGCAGUCCCUAAAGGUGUGAAGGAAAAAAAAUCAAGAUGGCAGAAGGCCCCGGAGCCAGUCCCAGUCUGGACGUUCCUCCCAAGAGGCCCAGAGUCUCGGAGGACCAUGUUGUUCCAGACACUGGGAGUGCAACACAAGAACCCAAGGCGCCGAUCUUCAGCCGCAAACUCCGCAAGGCGGCGGUGGGAACAGGCUGUGACAUUCGACUAAGGGUCACGGUGGCAGGAUUUCCGAAGCCUUUGCUCGCCUGGUACCACAACGAUGAACUCCUUCCUCUGUCAGAAGCCCAGGACUCAGGGGGACUGUGGAUACGGGACUGCCGCACAAGCGACGCCGGCUUGUAUACCUGCGUGGCGACCAAUGAGCUGGGAGAGGCGAGCUGCAGUGCUGUCCUGGCCAUCAUGGACCUUGGUGAAGACUCUGAGGCCACAGAGGAUGAGACCACAGAACCUCAGAUGGAAACCAAAGAGGGGCCCGGGAGGCACCAAGACAAGUCUGGACGGAGAGGACCUCCAGGUGAGGGAGGACGGCUGAUGGACUACAACCCAGAUGCUUCAGAUCGCAGGGCCACCCUUCCCGGCAUCAAUGACCCCGUGGUGGAGCGAGAGCUCCGCACUUUGGGCUCCCGCCCCCCAGGGCCGCACUUGGCCCCCACAAACCCAGCCAGGACUCAAACCGCUGAAGGAGCGCAGGGGCUCUCUUCCCAUGUCCCCCUGUCUUCUCCCCAGCCAACUCCCACUACACACAAAAACAGCAACAGUACCCCAAACCAAGACCUGGAUGAAACCAAGCCUUUGGAUCCCUGCUCUUCUAAAACAGACCAGUCUUCUGGUGUUAUUAUGACACCCAAACUGGCUCGCGCAGGGCCCAAGAUCUUUGACAAGGUUCUGGCUUUUGAGGAGCGAAGGUCAAGCGCGGACGUGCCAGCAGGAGCUGGGUCAGUUUCAGGGUUUGGAUGGGCCGCUGCCUUCGAGAAGACAGGAGGCCCCAGCAAAGAGGAGGGCCGAAUCCUGCAGGGCGCAGCCCAGAAGCGAACGGUUUUCAAGCAGCGGGCCUCUUCAUUAGAGGACAAGACAAGCUACUCCCAGAGGGUCCAGAGCUACCAGAGCAAGUUCGCUGAAGAGCUCCAGAGGAUCAAGAAGCUUGUGGGGAAACCAAGCUUGAAGAAGGCUUACUCCACUGAGCAGCUGUCGCAGAAAGAGAGGCUGCCCGCGGGGAAACUAGAGCCCAUUCCUCCCCAAGUGGUUAAAAAGUUGGAGGCGAGGGAGAGAGCCCUGGAGGAGGGAAAAGUUGGAGAGAGGGAAGGGCGCAGCAGUCAGCAGAUUCGUCCCCGGGCCCAAGGCAACGGUCUGGGGAAUCAAAGUAACGAUCCCGAAAAGGCUAAAAUGACAGAUUCACGGGGCAAACCAGCUGACAGCUCAGCACGAGGGAGCACAGGGAAAAUCUCUGUUACCAUGGAGACAGCACCGGUACACCAGUUACCAGGGCAACCAUUGCUAACAGCCACAAGGACGAGCCUCACCAGGGAAAAACCACAAAGUUAUCCAGCAGCUGACAAACACACACUUGUUGCUCAAUCGUCGUCCUCCUCCAGAGACCUGGGGGCAGAUUCAAAAAGAGACACCAAGAUGGACAACAGAGCAGGCCCCAGACCACGCAGCCCGAAUGGAAAGACAGCAUCCCUAGAUACUGUGAGGGAACCAGGGUCCCAGCAUCCACCCAAGCCCCCUCGGCUCACGCCAUCACCCACCCCUUCCAUCAGCCCUCUCCUGAAAAGGAGGAAGGCAGCGGUGGGGCGGACGUCUCCGGCGUUGAAAGUGAACAUCCCCACUAUCCUGGUGGAGGAUGAACCCAUGGAGAUAGACUGUGCUGCGGACAGGACCAGGAGGAAAGAGGGAAACGUUCGCAAGGGCAAGAGAGGUCGCUCUGCGCAACCGUGCGCCGAUGAGGAGCCGGCUGAGGCCCCGAGGUUCGAGAGGCUUCUUGAGGCCACCACGGGACCCAGCGCCUCAGAGGUCACACUGAGAUGUGUCAUCACUGGAAACCCACCCCCUACAGUGACUUGGAGGAAGGACAAUGUGGAGAUGCAGAGCGACGCCUUUCAUGCGGUGAAGGCUGCGGGUGAGGAGCACAGUCUGCUGAUGAAGCAGAUGAGGCCGAACGACGCUGGGUCGUACUGCGUGACAGCUGUCAGCGCGGCAGGGAAAGCGUCCUGCGUCGCUGCACUCCGCAUCCAGUCAGAUUCGUCCCACGCGCAGUGUGAACAACCGACCGUUUCCCUGGAGGUCAGCAGCCCGAUCCAGUCGGAUGAGGAGGAGGCGAUGGAGGUCGGGGACUCGCCUGCUCUGUGCAAAAGUGUCCACUUCAAAGAGCCUCCCUCGAUUCAGGUGGCACCAUGUUACCAGGGGAUAACUGUGGGUCAAGACGUCAUCAUCUCAGCGAAGGUCACAGGGCAGCCCAAACCCAUGGUCUACUGGCUGAAGGACAGAGUAGCAGUCAAGGCGGCGGGGCGCUUCGCCGUGCGAGAGACAGACGACGGCACCAGGGAAUUGAGAAUCAUCUCGGCUCAGAGGUCGGACGCCGGGCUUUACGUCUGCAAGGCCGUCAAUGAGUGUGGAAGCGAGCAGGCGGAGUGCAGAGUGGAGGUCACAGCGUCUGCGGCACGAAAAUCACUGGAGAUCACUCGGGGGGUUAACGAUGUGGCAGCGAGGGCCGGAGAGUCGGCCAUGUUCGAGUGUCACAUCACAGGACCUUCGGAUGUGGAGGUGGACUGGUUGUCCAGUGGGAAGCUGAUCCAGCCAGCACUGCUCAACUGUAAGAUGCACUUUGAUGGAAAGAGAUGCCGUCUACUGCUGAAUUCAGUACAUGAGGAUGACAGUGGGACAUACACAUGUAAGCUGAGCACUGCCAAAGAGGAGUUGACCUCAAGCGCAAACCUGAGUGUCGCUCCAUCCAAGGAGCCUCUGUUCACCCGUAAACUGGACAUCCUGGAGGUGAUUGAAGGCCGAACGGCCCGGUUCGACUGCAAGGUGAGCGGAUCGCCGGCUCCACGAGUCACAUGGAUGCAUUUUGAGGCACGAGUGGAGCAGAGUGAUAACGUCCGCAUCCUUCGAGAGGACGGUCGCCACUCACUCGUCAUCACCCACGUCGGCAGCGACACAGAGGGCUUCUACACGGCAGUCGCUCAAAAUGUCCAUGGGAAGGCUGAAUGUACCGCUGAGCUCUACAUGCAAGAACCCCGAGCUGCCAUCUCUUCCCACAUGGCCAAGUUGGAGAAGAUGCCGUCCAUCCCCGAGGAGCCUGAAGGGCUGGAGAGUGAGGUGGAGAAGAGGACCAUGCCGGACUUUGUCAAACCUCUGGCUGAUGUGGAGGUGGUCGAAGGGAAGGAGGCGUUGCUGAAGUGCAUGGUGGCGGGCCUGCCCUACCCCACCAUCGCCUGGUACCACAAUAGCAAGCGCAUCGAGAGCAGCGAAGAACGCAAGACGACCCAGUACAGGGAUGUCCACCAUCUGGUCAUCCGGAGCGCUUGUCACGCUCACGGGGGCGUCUACAAGGCCGUCAUCGCCAACAAAGUGGGCAAAGCAGCUUGCUAUGCACAUCUAUACGUCACAGAUAUAGUUCCGGACCCUCCAGAUGGUCCUCCAGUGAUAGAAGCCAUUACAGGGAAAACUAUAAGCCUCAGCUGGAAGAGACAGAAGAGGCUUGACCCUUCAUCCGAUGCCAGCUCCUUGCUGUAUACGGUCCAGCAGCAGGCUCUGGGCUCUAUCCAGUGGUCUGUUGUGGCGUCAAACCUGAAGGAGACCAACUACACCGUCACCUCCCUGUCCAAAGGGGUGCGCUACGCUUUCCGAGUCCUGACGUCCACCGGCAAGACACUGAGCAAACCGUCACCCUCUACUGACCUGGUCCAGCUGCUGGACAGAGGACCCUAUCUGAGGAAAGCACCGGUCAUUUUGGAUAAACCGGACAUCGUAUAUGUAGUAGAGAACCAACCCGCGAGCAUCACCAUCACAUUGAACCACGUGCAUGCAGUUAUUGCCUGGAAGAGGAGGGGGGUGGCGCUGGUCAACAGACCGGGGAUGUGUGAGAUGAGCAUGCCGGACGACGAUCAGCAUACCCUGAAGCUUCAGCGGGUCAGGAGCACAGACGUGGGCCAGUUGUUGGUCACAGCCAGUAACCAGUUUGGCAGUGACCUCUGCACGCUUCAGCUGGCCAUGGCAGUGCCUCCUAUGUUUGAAACCAUCAUGGAGGACGUGGAUGUGCACGUUGGGGACACGUCCCGCCUGGCUGUCGUGGUUGAAGGGAAACCAGACCCGGAUAUUCUGUGGUAUAAGGAUGAUGUGCUCCUCUCUGAAAGCAGCCACUUCACAUUUGUGUACGAUGACCCGGAAUAUUCCCUCGUUGUCCUCAACGCCCGCCCCGAGCACUCGGGUGUGUACACCUGCACGGCGAAGAACCUGGCCGGCCCCAACUCCUGCAAGGCUGAGCUCACAAUUCACACAGAGCGAAAAGAAGCAGCGGAGCCAAUGGAGGACGAGGGAACCAUUCUGAGGAAGAUGAGGCGUUUGACGGAUUACUAUGAUAUCCACAAAGAGAUAGGGAGGGGCGCCUUCUCCUACGUGAAGAGAGUGACUCAGAUGAAGGGAAAGGCCGAAUUUGCAGCCAAGUUCAUUUCAGCGCGAGGAAAGAAGAAGGCCUCGGCCCUCAGAGAGAUGGACCUGCUGUCUGAGCUGGACAACGAGAAGAUUCUCUAUUUCCACGACGCGUUCGAGAAGAAAGAUGUGGUGGUGCUCAUCACAGAGUUGUGUCAUGAGGAGUUCCUGGAGAGAAUGGCCAAAAAAACAACAGUCACGGAGCUGCAGAUUCGCAGCAGUGUUCAGCAGGUCUUGGAGGGUCUUCGCUAUCUUCACCAAAAACACAUUGCCCACCUUGAUAUAAAGCCUGAAAAUAUUUUAAUGGCAAGUCCUGGGAGUGACCAAAUCCGCAUUUGUGACUUUGGAAAUUCCAUAAAAUUGGAGACUUCAGAGGAUUACUACUGCAAAUACGGCACGCCAGAAUACAUCGCCCCAGAGAUUGUUAACCAAACUCCCAUUUCCACGGCAUCAGACAUAUGGCCUGUUGGUGUCAUCACUUACCUCUGCCUGACCGGUGUGUCCCCUUUUGCCGGCGAGAAUGACAGAGCUACUGCUUUAAAUAUCCGUAACUACAACGUGGCAUUUGAGGAGGGCAUGUUUUCUGACCUCUGCAAAGAAGCAAAGGGAUUUGUCAUCAAACUUUUGGUGGUGGACAGACUGAGGCCCAGUGCCAUUGAGUGCCUACGUCAUCCUUGGUUCAAGUCACCGACGAACAAGAGCAUUGGCACUGCUAUGCUGAAGCAAGUUUUGUCUAGACGGCGAUGGCAGCGUUCUCUUAUCAGCUACAAAGCCAAAAUGAUUAUGCGGUCCAUCCCGGAGCUCCUGAACGACUCAUCCAGCCACGUCUGCAUUGCUGUGGCGCGACAUUUUAAAGGAGGCUCCCCACCACUUUCCUCUUCCUCGGACUCGGAUGCAGAUGUCGAUGAGCUUCCCUUCAUUCCCAUGCCACUGUCGAUGGUCUUUUCUGGUUCCAGGGUUUCCCUUAACGAGAUCCCAGGGGACGAAGAUGUCACCGGAUGGCCCAGUGUCGCCGCUGAUGGGACAAGGAGAAAGGACAAUGUGGAGGUUGUAGGUACAAGAGGAGUGGCUAUUCAAAGUUUGACAGAGGAAGAGCAAACCCCAAAUGGGGAGAAAAAAGAUAAGACAAAACGAGUGCCCCUUAAAAAAGGAUCAAGUGUGGAGUCGGAUGAAACAGAGACAAAAGCAAGGAGGGCUACUAUGAGGAGAGGAAGCUCUGCUGAUUCAGCACUACUUCUCCACAUUGACCCAGAAGAUGAAAAUGCCAAUGAGGCCUCAGAGGCAAGUAACAAGAGUCUGAAAAAGUCUGUUUCUAUGGAGCUACCCAAUCGCAGCCCAAGUCCUGGGGCAGCAAAGUUGAGCCAGGAGGAUUAUGCUCUGAAACUGGAACUGAUGAGACAGCGGCUGCUCAGAGGAGGAAGCAUGGACAAAAAGAUGAGCGGCCUGCGAGGGCCCUUGUUUGAAACGCUGGGCAUGGAAGAUCAGAGGCAGACAGGGUCACUAGAUCGAAAUUUGAGGAGAUCCAGAGCAGGGCCAUCGACAUUCACUCGAGCAGCAUCUUCUGAUAGUCCAGGGGAGGACACACCAAAGACGAAGGUUUUCCGCAAAAGCUCCUCCUUCACUCAAGGGGAUUCUGAGCCAAUGCCGCUGCACCGCAGGUUCGGAGCGCCCUUGGAGAUCCCAUCUGUGGGCAGCGGUAGCAUAGAAGGGAAAAGGCUCCUAGAGGCAACGUCGAUGUCCGCAUUAACAGAGCAAACAACACUGGAGUCUACAUCUACCUCCCCCACAGUGAGGACCUCCUUCAUACUCCCAACACCAGGAGUGGACCAACAGCAAAAACAGAACAAUGUGACAGGACAUGAGGAAACACAGAAACGGACCAAAACCCUGCUAGCACAAGCAGAUAGAGGAGAAUCUGAGUCCAGAUCGCCCUCUGUAAUUACUCCUAUAAUUGUGAUAGAGGAGGAUGAUGAGCAAGAAGAGAGGACAGAAAACCAGGGGUUACAUAUUAAUGAGAACGAUGUGAAGGGCGAUGAAAAAACAACACAAAAUGGUGCCAUACAAGCGGUCGCAGUGCCGUUUCAAACAUCUGGCAAGACCAAAAGAUCCAAAGACCCUCCAGCUACAGCCAAGCCAGCUGGUACGAGUGACACGGAUACCCCUACAUUACCUGAACACCCAGCAGUAUUUGCCAAAGUAGCAACUGCUGACCGAUCUCCCGGUUCCACUUCUGUAUCAUCAAAUCCUGAUCUUCUUACCGCGCCCCACCAGCCUGUGCUCAGGACCGACAUCAAAGACAUUGACUCAGAAGAAGUCUUUGAAGCCAGGUUUAAGAAACGAGAGUCGUCUUUAACCCGCGGCCUACGGAAGUUGACCAGAAACAAAUCGGAGGAGAAGUCCCCGGUACUGGGCAGGAAGGCGGUUGAAGGGGGUGAAGAGGUUUACAGGCCAGGUGCAAGGGGAGCGCCUCUGGAAAUGGUAUCCAAGGGACUACAGGAGAAAUCCAAAUCUGUUCAAGAUUUGAGGGAUGAAGAUAAGGAAACGGGCCUUGGUCUAAUUGGGAGGUUUUCUUUGCGGACCAAGAAGUCAACAUCCGUUGAUAAGAAGGGUGAGAAACCCAAAGAGGAAAAGCAUCAGAAUGUGCAGGACUCUGCUGUGGGCAAGAGAGUUUCAUGGGCUAUCGGUCGCAGCAAGUCCCUGGAUACAAAGGAGCAGAACAAUGCAGGGGCACAGAAGCAGCAAGAGGAGAGAGAACAAAGAAAAGCUGAGGAGUCGUCGGUUUUUGCUAUGAGGCGCAAGUUUGAGUCCAAAAUGGCUGGAAUUUCUGCCAAAAUGAGGACCCAGUCAGAGGAGAGAAAAGAUAAAAAUGCUGACGGCAGUCAGAAAGAGCUUGCACAGAAGAAGGACUUAAAAAAAGUCACAGAUUCUCCCGUCCUGGCGAUGCGACAGAAGUUUGAGGACAAAGUGGCAGUGAUAUCCACAAAAAUCCGCAGUCAGUCGGAAGAGAGAAAGGGAGAAGCAGAGGAAAAGCGGACACCCCUGUUUACUCGCCAUCGUCAUUCCCAAUCUGAGGGGCGCGGACCCCAAGCAAUGGGCAUCCCUGAGAAUCAACUGGCGAAACAGGCCGGUGCCGGUGCGUCCAAGGAAUCGAUUGAAUCCGCGUCUAGCUUCCAUUCCGAAAAAGCCUCAGACGGUGACAGGCGAUCCCGGUGGGACAGAUGGGGUUUGACAAGGGGCAAGAAAGACAAAACUCCUUCCCAAUCGGAUCUGCCUUCGUCCGUCCCCAAAGAGGGGGGUUCUUCCACCAGCCUGCAGUUUGUCCGCUCUGCUUCGGAUUUCGCUCCAGUGUUCCACAUCAAGCUGAAAGACCACAUCUUAUCGGAGGGGGAGCCUGUCACGCUCAGCUGCCUUCCAGCUGGAAGCCCACAUCCGGAAAUCACGUGGAUGAAAGAACGGAAACCGCUGGAGGUGGAUGACAGAAUCAACUUGAUCUCCCACCCAGACGGCAGGCAGCUCCUCACGAUCAUGAAGUCCAGCCGGAGAGACGCUGGAAUUUAUGAAUGUGUGGCUACCAACCCUAUUGCUACCAUCACCACUUCCUGUACACUAUCCAUAGCUUGUGUCCCAAGGCGGCCGGGGACACCUGAAGUCCCCCAGACUUACAACAACACAGCCCUGGUGCUCUGGAAGCCAGCGGACAGCAAGUCUCCGUGCAGCUACACACUAGAAAGAAAAACAGAGGGAGAUUCUAAGUGGCUGACUGUAGCGACCAGAGUCGUUGACUGCUACUACAACGUCACAAACCUGCCACCAGGUGGCGUCUUCAGGUUCCGCGUCUCCUGCGUCAACAAGGCUGGACAGGGGCCACACAGCAACCCCUCUGCUCCAGUCCGCCUGGACUCGUCAGCGGAAGGAGGAGCGUCACCCACUGUUGCCGUUGUGAACACUGUCCCACGCCCACCUGAACAGGUGGUCACCUCUUCAGUGACCGUGCUUCCACUCAAACCAGUCCAGAACAGCGCUCCCAGGACACCUGUCUCCACCACCACCUCCACCUCUCCAACAGAUCCCGCCUCCCCAGCGAAGGCGGUGACGCGCACCCCUCCAACCUCUCUGCCUUCCAGUGAUGCCGCAAACCCUCCAUCGGCAACAGAGGAGGCUCAAGAAAUCAGCUCCAGCCUUCCCUCUUCACCCACAGUAAAAGCACCUCCGCCCUUUGUCCUCCCCAAACCCCAGAGUCCAGUAAACGUGGUGACCCCUAUGACCCAGACCCCACCCGUAUCACCGCCUCCGCUUGUAGCCCCGUCUUCGACCCCCGCAAAACCCGCCGCGGCCUCUGUGCCCACAUAUGUGCCCAACGCCACCAUCACUGCUCGUGUGGCUCCAACCCCUGUCUCCUUUAUCCCCCAAGUGCUCCAGACAUCCAGCCUGAGCCCCAUCGGUGAAGGGGCCAGCACCCCCACCAGAGGCACCCCAUCAAGACGCGCGACACCGUCCACUGCUCUGCGACAGGGGGUUCCUCAGAAACCCUACACUUUCCUGGAUGAGAAGGCCAGAGGUCGGUAUGGAGUGGUCCGGGAGUGCCGAGAGAAUGCGACAGGCAAAAUCUACAUGGCGAAGAUCAUUCCCUUCAGUCAGGAGAACAAGCAGGAGGUCCUGAAGGAGUACGAGAUCCUGAAACACCUUCACAAUGAAAAGGUGAUGGCCCUGCACGAAGCCUACGUCACGCCGCGCUACCUGGUGCUGGUGGCGGAGUACUGCACUGGCAAAGAGCUGCUGCACAGCCUCAUAGACAGGUUCCGUUACUCUGAGGACGACGUGGCGGGAUACCUGGUCCAGAUCCUCCAGGGCGUCGAGUACCUCCACAGUCGCCGUGUCCUCCACCUCGACCUCAAGCCCGACAACAUCUUGGUGACCAACCUCAACGCCAUCAAGAUCGUGGACUUUGGGAGCGCGCAAAGCUUCAACCCGCUCAGCCUCAAGCACGGCAACUCAGGAACAGAAGCACUGGAAUACAUGGCUCCGGAGAUGGUCAAAGGUGAAGUGGUUGGUCCUCCUGCGGAUAUUUGGACUGUUGGAGUUGUCACCUUCAUCAUGCUCAGCGGCCGACUGCCCUUUGAAGAUAAAGACCCUUUACAAGUCGAAUCCAAAAUCCUGAUGGCAAAGUUCGACCCACUUAAACUGUACUCAAAUGUGUCCCAAAGUGCCUCUGCCUUUCUCAAGAAGAUGUUGAGCAGUUACCCGUGGGCCCGCGCUACCACACGAGACUGCUUCACGCACGCCUGGCUGCAGGAUUCUUACCUGAUGAAGCUGAGGAGGCAAACACUCACCUUCACCUCCGGCGGUCUCAAAGAGUUCCUGGUGGAACAGCAGUGCCGUCGCACAGAGGGGGCCACAAAGCACAAAGUGCUGCUGCGCGCCUACCAGAGCUCGCCACAGUCGCCGGCGCCUGGGACGGCUGCACCGCACGUUCCCAGCCCAAAGUGAAGUGGCGCGUCAGACGCAAAAACACAUCUCGACUCCGCUGUGAAUUACCGCUGCAUGUAAAACGUCGGCCUGCCGAGCGGGGCACAGGUAAAACCCACGGGACGGGCAGACAGCCGGAUAUGAUAAUAUCCAAAGAAAAGACAAGUCCGCCUGUUAUUUGGGGGAGAAGUGAACAUUCAACACGAAUGGGAUUCUGAAGAAACAAAGUGAUAAGCGGACAGAGCAGCUGACCGUCAUGACGUCUGAACAGCUGAGAUUCACAAACUGUCGAUUCCCUGAGAGGACACAGGAUGCUCUGUUUCUUUCUUUCAUUGCACAAGUUCUCAGUCAUGUGGUGAAUCCUUGAAUUGCACAUGGAUAUUUUGGUUUUGGACAAACACUCUACUCUACUCUGCACCGUCAGCCUGGGAACGUGUGUCCAUCAACAUUUCUUCUGCACAACCUUGUUUAUGUCACUAAAUUUAGUAGUAAACAACUCAUGCGAAUGUAUCAUGAUUUAAGCUGCUAUUUUCCCCCCCCCCCACAUUAUCUUACACAUUUUAAAACCAAAAAAUAUUCUUUUUCUUCUUGAAACUGUUUACUUUAUGUUAAUUUAUUUGCAUGUGUGUUCUCGUGUGCGUGCGUGAGUGUGUGUCUGUGAGAGCGCGAGAGCAUUUUUGAAUCACCUUUCAAAUUGGCAUUGCGGCCAAAACAACAAAAAUAGAAAUAAAGGAGUGUUUAUGUGGUUGGUGUUAUGGAUCACACAGUAGAAAAUGAACUGUUUUAGGGUGAGCUAUAGGAAUUUGUGGUGCAACUUCUUGUUCUGUGGUUAAACUUGAUCUCUGGCUGUAAUACAACUAUGAAGAGCAGUAAUGUGAUUUAGAUAACGUUUCACUCUGAAAGGUCGUGCACACACUGUUGGUAAAUCACUGUUGUUUUCUCAGUGUGGCCCAUUAAAGUUGGUCCGUAGGCUUAAAUCAUGAUCACCCAGUCAGUGCCUCAAUCGGAUUUACAUCCAAAAUAUUUAUCUUGCAAAUGUGUCUCCAUUGGCUCCAAUUCACAAUUGAAUUAUUAGAGAGCAACAAAAAAAAAGUUGACUACAAUAUUUGGACUUACAGCAAAUAUAUUCUUACAAACAUGCACACGUUUAUACACGCAUCCGUGCAGUCCUCGUGAUGAUAGAAUGUCAUUAUGUGUUUGCUCUAUCGCAUUGUUCUUCUUUUGUAUGAACUUGGGACGGUUGACGAUUUGUAAAUGUACCAAUUUGCGGUGUUUAUAUGUGGACGAUUUGACAAUGUUUUUAUGAGAUAGUCUGUAAUAAACCAUUGAUACAGUU
Molecule: messenger RNA, 12421 nt
Organism: Scophthalmus maximus (turbot)
Lineage: Eukaryota; Metazoa; Chordata; Actinopteri; Pleuronectiformes; Scophthalmidae
Gene: spega
Product: striated muscle enriched protein kinase a
Exons: 41
Coding region: 1003-11106 (3367 amino acids)
Biological process (GO): protein phosphorylation
Molecular function (GO): ATP binding; protein binding; protein kinase activity
Source: RefSeq, a predicted model, not a curated record